Molecule: messenger RNA, 1221 nt
Organism: Nicotiana tabacum (common tobacco)
Lineage: Eukaryota; Viridiplantae; Streptophyta; Magnoliopsida; Solanales; Solanaceae
Product: proteasome subunit beta type-5
Cellular component (GO): cytoplasm; proteasome core complex
Molecular function (GO): threonine-type endopeptidase activity
Source: RefSeq, a predicted model, not a curated record
CCUGUGGACACAAAGAGAUCCAGUCCAACCCGAUAUAUUCAAAAGUAACAAGCCUGUUUCUUCUUCAGCAAGUCGGAAUCACUCCUCAGCUGCUAUUUGUCUGCGAUCUCUGUCUUCUGCGACGAACUCUAAGGCGAUCUCUUUCUGCGGCCAUAUCGUGUUGUUGUAAAAUGAUGAAGAUUGAUUUUAGCGGACUUGAACCGACUGCCCCAAUCAAGGGGGAGUCCUCUGAGCUGUGUGAUGGCAUCCUGAGUUCUCCAUCAUUCCAAAUUCCUAAUGCUACUAAUUUUGAUGGUUUUCAGAAAGAAGCAAUCCAAAUGGUGAAGCCUGCAAAGGGUACCACAACUCUUGCUUUCAUUUUUAAGGGAGGUGUAAUGGUGGCUGCUGAUUCUAGGGCUAGCAUGGGAGGAUAUAUAUCAUCUCAAUCAGUGAAGAAAAUCAUUGAAAUAAAUCCUUAUAUGCUUGGAACAAUGGCUGGGGGUGCUGCUGACUGCCAAUUCUGGCAUAGAAACCUAGGAAUCAAGUGUCGUCUACAUGAACUGGCUAACAAAAGGAGAAUUUCUGUUGCUGGAGCUUCAAAAUUGCUGGCAAAUAUUUUAUAUUCUUACCGAGGAAUGGGUUUGUCGGUCGGAACUAUGAUUGCUGGAUGGGAUGAGAAGGGUCCAGGACUGUAUUAUGUGGACAGUGAGGGAGGACGACUUAAAGGAAACAGAUUCUCUGUUGGAUCUGGUUCACCUUAUGCUUAUGGUGUUUUGGAUAGUGGGUACCGCUUUGAUUUAUCUGUGGAAGAAGCUGCCGAGCUGGCAAGACGAGCUAUUUAUCAUGCAACAUUCCGUGAUGGAGCUAGUGGUGGUGUUGCUAGUGUUUAUCAUGUUGGACCAAACGGAUGGAAGAAGCUAUCUGGUGAUGAUGUUGGAGAACUUCACUACAAUUACUAUCCCGUUGAACUCGAAUCAGUUGAACAGGAAAUGGCUGAAGUGCCCGUGGCCUGAGGAGAAAAAGCCCUAGGCAAUUGUUGUUAUUUUGUUUCAUGAUUGUGUAAACCAGAUCAAAUUUGUUUCAGUCGUCCAACAUUAUAGAAUUUAAGUUUAUUUUCUUCAAAUUGAAUUAUACUCUCUCAAUCUGGAUAUACUUUUCCUUGCAUAGCUUGUAAGCUCCCAUUCUCCUCCAUUCAAGUUCUGUCCUAAUUUGGAGAAGGAAAAAGUUGAGUAUUCUAGCCAA